AUGUCUACGACAGAAACGAUGGACCUAAUAGCUGACCACGAUAUUGACACAGAAACGUUGCAGGCCCAAAUCAAUAUGUCCAUGUCAUUUGCAGAAGAUCUAGUCUCAUCGUGGAUACAGCCUGCACAUAAAGCUAAUCUCAGCAAAGGCGCAGUGGAUGCUCAAAAGUUACUCGAUGAGCAACUACGUAGACCUCCUAGACUGGGUGUUGGUGCUCCGAUACCGGAAUCUUCUACAACAGCUCGUGACGCUGCGCGUCUAAAGCAUCACUUGAUAGGGAAAGGACUCAAGCGCACCCCCAAAGAUGAUACCACGCUUAAUCCGGAACAUCAUUCAGAAGACGAAGAAAGAAGGGGAGGGACGGUUAAAAAGAAAAUGAAACUUGAUCCGUUCGCAGUAAGAUCGAAGACGAAAGCGAAAAUGCUUGGGACCUCUGUCACGCAAUCAACCCAGAAGCCGAGUUCCCCGCAUCUGCAGGCGGAUGGUGGGGAUAACAAGACCGGGGGUGAUGAUGAUUUGGAACAAGGACGCCACAUUACUUCCGUAUCAUCCUCACUUGAAGCGAGUAAAAUUAACUCACCUUCGUCUGUGAAGAAAAGGGGGAAGAAACCACGGAAGCGCUCUGCUACUGACAGCGAACGAAGCUCGAGCUUCCACGAGCAGACGAUCCCCCAUUCGCAGUCUAUUACCACCCCAGACCGAUCCGGCAAUCAAAAUCUCUCUGUCAAUUCACCUCCUCUCGGCAGUAAAUCGUCUUCCGUCUCAUUUUCGACAUCCGGUCCAUUUUCAAUGGCUGCUUUGCAAACAGAGUUGAAACGGGAUGGCGAACUGAAUAUCCCGGAUAUUUCGACUCAACAUCCUUCACCACUUCCGCAUGCACUUCGUCAUCCAGAGGCUCUGCGUUUAACGGUUCCGCUGCUGAAUCUUGACGGACCGCCGGACCGGGGCGAUGGAUCCGGUAAGGAUGACAACCCGGAUAGUUCCAAGAAGAAGCGCAAAAGACGCAAAAAGAAAAAGCAUCCUUUUCAAAGUUGA
This is a messenger RNA of Suillus plorans, 1035 nucleotides long. RefSeq lists its product as uncharacterized. The record is from RefSeq and is a predicted model, not a curated record. The coding region runs from base 1 to 1035 and encodes 344 amino acids. NCBI's taxonomy places the organism in Eukaryota, Fungi, Basidiomycota, Agaricomycetes, Boletales, Suillaceae. The transcript has 3 exons.